ACGAAAAGAAACAGAGACGCACUACUAAGAUUACAGUUUAGUCACCACAUGAUCGAUUCCUUGUCACCGGAGGCUAUCACCCUUUCUACUUUCUCUCACUUCCACUAAAUCCCUCUACCAUCUCUCUCUACCAUCUCUCUCAGCCCCAGUGGGAAGAGCAUUUUCAACGCGACUUCUUCAUCAUCUCCGAUGUUUUUACCGGUUUGUUUCCAAAACCGCCGAGAAAUAUAAAAAACUUGAAAAGAAAAGAAAAAAGAUUGAAUUUUUACAACUUUUCUUGCUCUUGCUGAACUGACUCAGCCUCAAUCAUGGACUCCUCCAAGUCCCUGAGAUUCAUAGCCCACCAAUCAUUCUUCUCCGCCGUCCGAUGCGAUGAUCGGGAAUCGCUCAAGAACCUCAUCGAGAGUGAAGGGUCUGAUCCAUCUUCGUUGAUGGCCCUUCAAAACGAUGAGAAGGAAACUGCCCUUUAUAUAGCCGCAGAGAAUAAUUUUUUCGAGACUUUCAUCUACUUGCUCAGUUUCUGCGAUUUGGAGACUGUGAAGAUAAGGGCGAAGUCGGAUAUGAAUGCCUUCCAUGUCGCUGCAGCUAAGGGCCACUUGGGAAUCGUGGAGGAACUUGUUAGCAAGUGGCCUGAGCUUUGUAGAGUUUGCAACUCUUCAAACACGAGCCCUCUCUACACAGCUGCUGCCCAGGAUCAUCUAGAUGUAGUUAAUGCCAUAUUAGAUGCAGACCCGGACACAAUAAGGAUUGUAAGGAAAAAUGGUAAAACAGCGUUGCAUACGACAGCAAGAUAUGGCCAAUUGAGUAUUGUAAAAGCACUUAUUCAAAGGGAUCCCGGAAUUAUAUCCAUCAAGGACAAGAAGUGCCAAACUGCUCUGCAUAUGGCUGCCAAAGGUCAGAAUACUGCCGUCAUUGAAGAACUACUAGAAGGUGACAUUUCAAUCUUAAACGAGAGUGACAAGAAGGGGAAUACUGCUGUCCAUAUAGCUACACGGAAAAGCCGCUCUCAGAUAGUUACACUUUUACUGGUAUAUAGAUCCAUUGAUGUGAAUGCCAUCAACAAUGAUCGUGAAACUGCAAUGGACAUAGUGGACAAACUCCAGUACGGAGUGCCUGCUCUUGAAAUUACAGAAGCCCUAACCGAGGCCGGUGGCAAGCAUGCUAGGCAUGUUGGGAAAGUUGACGAAGCAAUGGAGCUCAAGAGGACAGUGAGCGACAUCAGACACGAAGUCCAGUCCCAGCUCAUCCAAAACGAGAAGACACAAAGACGAGUCUCUGGCAUUGCCAAGGAACUCAAAAAGAUCCACAGAGAAGCUGUCCAGAACACCAUAAACUCUGUGACCGUCGUAGCUGUUCUAGUUGCCUCCAUUGCCUUCCUUGCGUUGUUCAACUUGCCUGGCCUGUACUCGACGGAUGGGCCAGAGGCUGGAACUGCCAUAAUCCAUGACACUGUUGCAUUCCGUAUGUUCUGCCUUCUUGAUGCCACAGCUCUCUUCAUAUCACUGUCUGUGGUUGUCAUCCAGAUCACAUUGGUUGCCUGGGACACAACGGCUCAGAAGCAGGUCGUCUCCGUGGUGAACAAGAUGAUGUGGGCAGCCUGCAUCAGCACUUGUGGGGCCUUCUUGUCAAUAUCGUUCGUCGUAGUUGGAACAAAGAGCACUUGGAUGGCUAUAACCAUAACUGCGUUAGGAGUCCCCAUUCUUGUUGGCACUCUGAUCAGUCUUUGCUAUUUUGUCUUCCGACAGCAUUUUGGGAUGUUUGGGAAUGAUUCUCAGAGACGGAUCAGACGGUCAAGUGGAAGCAAGUCGUUUUCGUGGUCUUACUCUGCACAUAUAUCCGAUUUGGACGAUUAUGAAUCUGAUGAGAAGAAGAUUUAUGCAUUGUGAGGUUCGACCAAGAUUUGUAUAUACUGAUUCUAUGCAGCAACCACGAGCUUAAUAUAUAUGCCACGAGAGUCCUCAUUUGUAUAUUGAGAAAACUCUACAUGUGCAUUGAGUAUCAAAUCUAAAUGUAUCCAAUUCAUAAAUAAUACAAGUAGAGAAUUUCGUCAAAA
Salvia splendens (bonfire salvia) is the source of this 2053-nucleotide messenger RNA. RefSeq names its product ankyrin repeat-containing protein At2g01680. Gene Ontology annotation, cellular component: plasma membrane. Bases 309 to 1886 code for a protein of 525 amino acids. The transcript is spliced from 3 exons. The record is from RefSeq and is a predicted model, not a curated record. NCBI's taxonomy places the organism in Eukaryota, Viridiplantae, Streptophyta, Magnoliopsida, Lamiales, Lamiaceae. Gene Ontology annotation, molecular function: protein binding.